This is a messenger RNA of Symbiodinium sp. CCMP2592, 1263 nucleotides long. Lineage: Eukaryota; Dinophyceae; Suessiales; Symbiodiniaceae. The record is from the annotation of a GenBank genome assembly.
AUGCCGCGACCAAGUAAGGGCUGCACAGGCCCGGGUAGCUGGCAGGAUGUGGGUGCUGGCCGGCUGGUAUCGAAGCAAAUCCCCUGGGAGGAGCCCGGGCUGCCGAAGGUGCAGCGGACGGUGCUGACGUAUCUGCCGGCUUCGGCUGUCGGAAAGCCAGUCCCUGCUGUCUUGGUGUUCCACGGCUGGGGUGGACAUGCUUCUGCGUACCACGACCGCUACGGCUUUGGGCCCUUGGCAGAGCAGGCUGGUUUCCUGGCAGUGUACCCAGAAGGCAUGAAUGAUACUGCCGAUGGGAGUGGCCAGACUUCCUGGAACGCUGCUGGAGCCUCCAGUUCCAACCAAUCCGUGCAAUCCUGCAACGUGAGCAGAACUUCAUCGGGCUUGUGUUACUCAAGCUGCCAAAUCAAGAAGGGACGCUGCCACACUUGCGAUUGGGCCACCUGCUAUGAUGAUGUGGGAUUCAUCCGCUCUCUUCUCACAAGGAUAGGGGAGCAGUACUGCGUGGACCUGGACCGUGUCUAUGCAUACGGCUGUUCCAACGGAGGGCUAAUGGUUCACCAGCUGGCUCAAAGCCUUCCUGACCACUUCGUGGCCAUCGCGGCCGCCUGUGGCGGAAAGCCACACCGAGGCUUUGAGACAAACUUCAAACCAGGUGGAGAACCCGUUUCCAUGAUGCUGUUGCAGGGCCGGACGGACCACACAAUCCCUGCACAUACUCCCGCUGCAAACGUAAACUGGUGGGAUGGCUACUACUAUGCUGACGAAAUGGCUGUGGUGAAUGCAUACAAAGCCUACGAUCACUGCUUGAAUUCCGAGCCACGGAGAUUCCCCAUACCGUAUGGGGCAGGCAGCAAGAAUCUGUCCUGUGUAGAAUAUGGCUAUAGUUGUUUGCAGAGCUCCUCCGUGGUUGAGUGCACCUUCGACGCUGGGCACGAUGUGUUGUGGGAGACAGACUCGAACAGCCUCGCGGACGGCCCGGAAACUGCUUGGUUUUUCCUGUGCCAACAUUCCCGGGGUGGUGCCAUCCCGGCAGAGUCAUGCGUGCUAUCACAAAAGCCGGCCUCGUUAAUGCAGAACCAACAGCUCUUCCUGGAGCCAGAGGCUGCGCAGUCUGCAAAGCCAGUCGUGUGGCACUACUUAGCCCAAGUCGCGAUCGGUAUCGGUUUCCUUGCCUUUGGACUUGGCGUGUUUUGCUCUCACAAACGAAGAAGAAGACGCGCGAAUGACCAGCGCAGCGACUACGCCGAAUUCUCCGCAUGA